Molecule: messenger RNA, 3673 nt
Organism: Brienomyrus brachyistius
Lineage: Eukaryota; Metazoa; Chordata; Actinopteri; Osteoglossiformes; Mormyridae
Product: tenascin-like
Exons: 12
Coding region: 28-2493 (821 amino acids)
Molecular function (GO): protein binding
Source: RefSeq, a predicted model, not a curated record
GAGGGAUUUGAGUCUAAGAAGAAUGUCAUGGUCAAGAAACCAACAAUUGCUACUACAGUCCAUUCCAACACUUCCAGAAGUGGACAAAUGGGACAUAAAGUUGUGCAGGCCAUUCUACAUCAGCGAAAAGGGAACAUACAAGAACAUCAGACAAAAACCAGAAAACUAGAUUCCAAAGUACAAAAGAAAGAGGAUGAUAAACGUUCUAAAUCGGAUCUAAAAAUGUCUGUAGAUAUCAAGCAAGAUUCAGCAAACCAAACCCAUAUAAAAUCAGGCGAACUGAUCUAUCACAAUGUGAGCCGAGCUUCAGCCUUUGUAAAUGAAACAAAUGUGGAAUUGAAAGGCAAGGGAAGUUCGGCAAAGGCAACUGAUAGAACAGAACCAGGGAAGGUAACAGAAAAGACUGUUUUGGCUGUGAAGAACGCAUCUAAAAUCGCUGCAAAAAAAUUCCUCCAAAAGACCAACGUGAGCCAGGGUAAAGUUGACAGAACACAAACCACGGAUGAUCACAGAAGUAGCAGCAGUUCUCAAAAAGGAGAAGUAGCUCUUAUUUCUAUCAGGGUGCAAAACGUAACUUCCAGGGGUUUCACCAUCAUUUGGGAGGCACCUCAAAGAGCGUUUAAAAAUUUCACUUUGAUCAGAAGAGAGUAUAGGACAGAAAUGGAGGAAGAAGAUGAGGUUGAGGAGAACAAAGAGGAGGAGGAGGAACAAAGUGAAGGAGGUGCUUUGGGUCAAAAGGACAGUGACAGAUUGAAUAUUGAUCAAAGUGCUAUGGGCAAAGGUGUCGGUCAUACAAAGAUAAGUAACAACAGCAUAACAGUUCAUGCAUCGCUGAAACCCCACAACGAUUCAAGGACCAAAACACAUCUCAGAAGAUUCACACAAGUUGUUGCAGGCUCAGCCCGCUCCCUGUCAUUCCGGAACCUUCACCCUCAGUCUCGAUACUCAGUGUCACUGUACGGAACAAGCCCAGGACUGCGAUCCAAAAUCCAUCGCAUCACUGUCACUACAGCUCCGGAGCCCCCCGCUGAUCUGCUAUUUAGCGAUGUUACCCAUUCAUCUCUUUCUGUGUCCUGGACUAAGCCGAGAAACCCAGUAGACCUCUUCAAAGUCACCUACGCUAACACUGAAAACGGGAAGCCUGUCACUGUGACCGCCGACUCCCAGCAUUCCAGUUUGCUUCUCUCUCAGCUCUCCCCUGGCUCCUCCUAUGAGGUCCGUGUGUUCUCCAUGAAGGGAUUGGACGAGAGUGACCCAAUCACUGGCCUUGUUGUCACAGUCCCUGACCCUCCAACAUCCCUGCGGAUCAUCAACAUAACAAACACCAAGGCUGUCCUGCAUUGGUCACCCGCUUUGGCUAAAGUUGAUCGCUAUAUAGUGAUUUAUGGGUCUGAAAAUGUGCGGAAUUUGACAGUGACUGUCCCAGGCAAUGCAGCUGUACUGCAGAUGAAGGACCUGCAGAGUGCCACUGUAUACCAUGUGACAGUGACUAGUCAGCUAGACAGCCUGCAGAGCAUCGCAGCCAGUGCAACCUUCACCACGGCAGGGGAAAGUGGAUGGAGAUGGGAGCACCAUCUGAUAACCAGUCAGGUGACCCCACGUUCUGCAGUGUUGUCAUGGAGACCACCAAGUGCAAAGGUGACGGGAUAUAAGCUAUCCUAUCAGAUGGCAGGAGAGGAGAUGAAGGAAAUGAUCCUUGACUCUACUGUGACACAACAUAGACUCACUGGAUUACUGCCGAUGUCCAAAUACACUGCAAAGAUACAGGCAGCCAGAAUGGGGCGUUACAGUGCACCCAUCUCCGUUGAAUUUAACACAGACCCACUGCACUUCCCCUUUCCUACGGACUGCUCUCAGGAGCUGUUAAACGGCCUGCGGCCCUCCGGAGAGGUGCUGAUCUACCCCAGUGGCAGGCAGGGGGCGGCUGUGCGGGUCUACUGUGACAUGGAGAGUGAUGGAGGCGGCUGGACGGUCUUUCAGAGAAGAAUGAAUGGAAGGACAGACUUCUUUCGGAGUUGGAAUGACUACAGCAAAGGCUUUGGCAACUUGAGUGAGGAAUUCUGGCUUGGAAACGAGCCGAUUCACAGCCUGACCAGCCUGGAGCCCAUGGUGCUGAGGGUGGACCUCGCGGCCGGAGCGGAGUCCGCAUUCGCCCACUACUCCUCUUUCUCCAUAGAUUCACAGAGAAAGUUCUACACAGUGAACCUGUCUGGGUACUCAGGCACUGCUGGCGACUCCAUGCAGUAUCACAAUGGGCGGCCAUUUUCCACCAAAGACAGAGACCCCAAGCCUGUCCUCAGUGGAUGUGCUACGUCCCACAGGGGAGGCUGGUGGUACAAGGACUGCCACGAGGCCAACCUCAACGGCCUGUAUGACAUCAACACCAACCACCAGGGUGUGAUCUGGAUGGCAUGGAAAGGCCGGGAUUUCUCCAUUCCCUUCACCGAGAUGAAGAUCAGACCGCAGUCAUUCAUCCCACAGUCUCAGGAAUAGAGUCACACUGAGAUAAAUGGAACGUAGCUUGAUUCUUAUCUGCAAGACAAUGUGCUCACAAGCACACACUCACAUACACAACCAUGGCACGGCCUCCAAACACUCAGCCAGACAGGCCUGCUACAUGAUUCCCAAGCCUAAAUCAUCACACGGGCUUAGAUUUCAGGUUUUUACAGAAGAGCUUCUAUUAAAGACCACUUCGGAUGUGAAUCGAUUCUAAAAUACGCAACACCGUCGGCCAUUUUCAUGCUUUACAGUUUACAUAAGAAAAUAUGCAACUGAUCCUUUUUAUUUUGAACUGCUAGAAGUUUAGCCUUAAUUAAUGCUGAUAGCAAAACAAACACGCACGAGACCAGUAUGUAAUGGGAACAGUGGCCCCUAAAACUGACAUUAAGCCCGGAGUAGUAAGCUGUGCUGAAAUGAGUAGUUUUAUCUUAACUCGAUUACUUGUUUGAGGCCGAUGUGGUUAAAAACAAAGUGAUAAACUAGUGACCAGCAGAGACAAAUGUGUGAAAGGUGAUUGUGAUAAGUAAGAUACUGCGGUCAUGUGUGACGAUGGACGUGUACGGCCGUAGGGUGCAGUGAUAGCGCAGCCUGCUGUCGAGGUCAGAGGGAGAAAUGCGCAGUUGGAAUGGAGACACGUCAGUAAGAGCCUGUUUAAAUACCAAGCGCUCGUACAGCACAGAGGCUGUUACACACUACGAUCCACUCACUGUCAUUUAUUCAGCAGAUGCUUUUAUUCUAAGUGACGUACAAUUGCGAAAGCUGGGAGCAGCUGGGGUCAAGGGCCCCACUCAAGAGCCCCACUCAAGGGCCCAAUGGUGAAAUCAAUCUUCUUUUAAACCAGUGAUUUUUCCUGAUCCUCAGUGCUGCACACACCCCCAAGAAAGAUCAUCCUACCCCAUGAGGAUCAAGCUCAUAACCUUCAGGUUAGAAGAAGACUCUACCUAGAGUAGUAACAAGGCAGCUGACCACAAUGAACCAGCACCCCCUCUCCCCCCCCCCCCCCCCCACAUCCCUGACCAAAGCCUUGAACUCGUGUUGCCUGUUGUAAGUGUCUAAGCUGAUCUGUGUUUUUCCAGCACUGAAUAAACUGUUAUUUCAGAUAUUCUUUCCUGUCCUUGAAAGUGUCUCUGUAUCUCCCAAUUUUUUGUUUUUCUCUAACACUUAAUAAAUAAAC